AUGGCCGUCACCCUGUACACAACCCAUGGCGAUCUCAAACUUGAGCUCUUCUGUAGCGCCUGCCCCAAGACAGCAUACAACUUUCUCGCCCUCUGCGCAUCCGACGCCUACAAUGACUCGCCCUUCCACCGUCUCAUCCCAUCCUUCAUGAUCCAAGCUGGUUCGCCUGCCGCCACUUCCACCAAGGACAGUCCUAGCGUCUAUGGUCAACCCUUUGAAGAUGAAAUCAAGUCGCAACUCAAGCACAACCAACGUGGUAUUCUGAGCAUGGCCAACAAGGGUCCCAACACCAACGGCAGCCAGUUUUUUCUCACCUUCGACAAGGCCCCUCACCUUGAUGGAAAAAACACAGUCUUUGGUCGCGUCAUAGAAGGCUGGGACACACUCGACAAGAUGGAAUCAAUUCAGGUCGACAAGAAGAACAGACCUAAAGACCCUAUCCGCAUCCAGCGCGUUCACGUUCACGCCAACCCUAUCGCCGACGAGCAGAGAUGA
Aureobasidium namibiae CBS 147.97 is the source of this 495-nucleotide messenger RNA. RefSeq names its product cyclophilin-like protein. Gene Ontology annotation, cellular component: catalytic step 2 spliceosome. Gene Ontology annotation, biological process: protein folding; protein peptidyl-prolyl isomerization. Lineage: Eukaryota; Fungi; Ascomycota; Dothideomycetes; Dothideales; Saccotheciaceae. The coding region runs from base 1 to 495 and encodes 164 amino acids. Gene Ontology annotation, molecular function: peptidyl-prolyl cis-trans isomerase activity. The record is from RefSeq and is a predicted model, not a curated record. The transcript has a single exon.